This is a messenger RNA of Oppiella nova, 1254 nucleotides long. The record is from the annotation of a GenBank genome assembly. Lineage: Eukaryota; Metazoa; Arthropoda; Arachnida; Sarcoptiformes; Oppiidae.
CUAUGCAUAGGCGCAGGCCUAUGGGGCGGGGUAUCGGGAAAGUGUGGCUAUGAUGCCUGUCCGCAGACUGACCCCAAAAAGCUGAACAUACAUCUCAUCGCCCACUCCCACGACGACGUGGGAUGGAUGGAGACGGCGGACGGAUAUUAUGACAACGCUAUCAAUCAGAUCAUCACGAAUGUGGUGAAGGAACUGGAGAAAAAUGCUGAGCGUAGGUUCACCCAGGUGGAAAUUUAUUAUUUCAACCGGUGGUGGAGUGGACAGACCGAUGAGCGCCGGGAUGUGGUUAGGAAACUGGUGGCUGAGGGCCGGUUGGUGUUCACGAAUGGUGGGUGGACUGUGAAUGAUGAGGGUGCCGCUCAUUAUAAUAAUAUUAUUGACCAGUUGACCAUGGGGUUAAAAUUUCUAAACCAAACAUUCGGUCAGUGCGCUCACCCAAAAGUAUCCUGGCAAAUUGACCCCUUUGGCGCCUCCCUGGAAAUGCCCUCAUUAUACGCCCAAAUGGGGUUCGACGCCCACGUUGUCAACCGGGGGCCUAGCAUAUGGGGGAAACCGGUGGAAAACGGUGAGUUUAUAUGGGACGCCUCCCGGGACCUAAACACCAAGAUCUUCUCAACCGUACUGCACCUGCACUACAACUCUCCCAAUGGGUUUGACUUUGAAAAUGGUCAAAACGCCGUCACCGAUGGGAACGCCGAGCAAAAGGUCAAGGAUUUCAUAAAUAACGCCAACAACUGGAAUAAGGCCUACGGAAACACAAACCACGUGUUGGUCACUAUGGGUAUGGACUUCGAGUAUAAGACAGCGAAUACGUGGUUCGAGAGCAUGGAUCGCAUGGUGAAGGAGGCGAAGGCCCGGCACCCGGAGGUGAACCUCAUGUACUCAACGCCUAAUUGUUACGUGAAAGCCGUUAAUGAGCUGAACAUUACGUUUGAGGAAAGGGCGGUCGACUACCUGUCCUAUUGGGUGGGGUAUUAUUCUAACAGACCGGCACUGAAAUACCAGGAUAGGAUUACGAAUAAUAUACUCCAGGCGAGCAAACAGUUGUCAGUAUUGGCCCGAUUAGACCCCCUGAACACCAGGGCCUACAUGGAUGAGGCGAGUAAUGAGGUGGCAGUGAUGACACAUCACGACGCCAUCACCGGUACGUCACCGCAGGCUACGGCCGACGACUACACGAGUCGACUGCAGUCGGGAUACGCCGCCAGUAAACGAGUCAUUCAAAAGGCUUACAAUUACUGCCCGAAACAAUAA